CAGCAGCUGGUGCAGCCGAGGAGGUUACUUUGUUACAGCGGAGCCACCGGGGAGAAAACGGCCGAGCUAAAUCUGUCGGAAAAGUGUAAACAGUUGGGGGGAAACGGCGCGACCAAACGCCUGUUGCCGGUUCUUGAUGGUGGCAGGUGUUUCAUGAACUUGUCAGCGGAUUUGAACGUUGCCUUUUCGCCGAGAAAAAUAGGUCUUUCUCAAAGUUGAGCCGAAGAGGAGUUCUCUCGUUCAGGAUGUCGGACUGAGACAAAGGGGUCUGGGGGGCAAUCCCGUCGGAGCGCAGGUAAAACUUGAUUCUUGAAGUCUCCUCUGGAUGGGAAAGAUGGAGAGGGAGUUGCAAUGGUGGAAAGGACAGCUAGCUGCAGAUAUCCAUCAGUCCCUCCGCAUCAAGGAGCUGAAGCUACCAGUCUACCGGGCCCACUCCCCGCAGAUUGGCAUGCGACGGUACUUUGCAGACUUGUUGGCCAUCUUGAGUAAUCGCUACCAGCUAUGUCCUACAGCGCGUCACCUAGCCGUCUACCUGCUGGACUUGUUCAUGGACCACUAUGAUGUGGCUGUCAAGCAGCUCUAUGUCAUUGCCCUCUCCUGUUUGCUUCUAGCUAGUAAAUUUGAGGAGAAGGAGGACCGCGUUCCCAAACUGGAGCAGCUGAACUCUCUGGGCUUUAUGUGCAGCCUCAACCUGGUUCUCAACAAGAAGGAUCUGAUCAAAAUGGAGCUUCUGCUGCUGGAGACCUUUGGCUGGAAUCUGUGCAUGCCCACACCUGCCCACUUUAUUGACUACUACCUCCAUGCCUCGGUGCAGGAGGGCGACCUAUACAACGGCUGGCCCCUUUCCUCCCUCUCCAAGACCAAGGCUUUCAUGGACAAAUACACUCACUACUUUCUGGAAGUCUCACUGCAAGACCACGCCUUCCUGAGUUUCCGACCAUCCCAGGUUGCUGCUGCGUGUGUGGCAGCAUCUCGUAUUUGCCUUCAGAUUUCCCCAAGCUGGACGACCGCUCUGCAUCUACUAACAGGCUACACCUGGGACCACCUCACUCAGUGCAUUGAACUCAUGCUGCUUGCUCAUGACAACGACGUUAAGGAGGCCAACAAGACCAAAUCCACUCCUCCUCACCGACCCUCCUCUCUGCAGUCUCAGCCCCAGACCUCUCACCUCUCUCCAGCGUCAGCCAUCCAGAGACCAGCCUCUUCCUCCUCCUCCUCCACCUCCUCCACACCGCAGCUGCUCUUUCAGCCGGACAUCUUCCCACACCUUUCCCAGCAUUCCCCGUCCCUGUCCCAGCUGCAGGCACUAGCUGACGCCCAGGCUUUGGGGCCUGUGGUGAACAUGUCUCAGGACUUCCUUCAAAGCCACAGGAUGGGUCUCCUAACUGGGGCUCCUUCCAUUACUCCUGGGGGUGGGUUCCCCUCCUACCCAAGCCUGACCUCUGGUCUCCAGCCGGGGGCUCGCGCACUGCCGCUCCAGGGCCCCAUUUCUGUACAGAUGGCCCUCGCUGGAGAGCCGCGCCACUGUCUGAGUAUGGCCUACAGCGGGGGCUACCUGGGGGCUCAUCACACUUUCACAGCGGGCUGCUUUGACAGGUGACGCCAGGAGACGGAGAGGGAACACAAACCCCUGCGGGAGUGCACUGCUAUACUUCCGUCCCAAGUCCCUACCCCGAAAUAUCCUUUUGCAGACCUCCUCUCUCUCUCCGUCAGCUCCGCAACACCUUCAGCUUGUCCAGCUGCCCCGUCCCUCUCACAGAGACACCUCAAACGCAAGCAGAGGUCUAAAGACAAGACAGACCCGGUGGAAGUCAUCACACUGACGUGACAAAUGCUCCACGGACUCAUGAAAUACAGAGGCAUUGCAAAAAGGUUGUUGCCAUAUUCUGGUUUUAUAAAUCUUAUAAAAUUACGAGACUGUCAUCACUGUGAAUGAGAUGAACGCAACCGUGUGAUCUAACACCCACCUCAUUGAGUGCCUGUUCACAGUUGUGUGAUAGCUGAGCCAAUUUUAGAAGUGCACAGAACACAAAGUAUCUGUGAUAAGGAUUUCUUGCUGCUUGACAUAAUUUUUUUAUUUCUAAUUACAAAAAUGUAACACCUUUUUUAGAAAGGAAAAAUUGGCUGGUAUUAUUUCUUGAGCCACCAUUUGAGAGAGAAGGAAGUAGAAAUAGAGGCUUGUUGCUGACUUGGCAGUAACCAAAGAGGCUGUGCAUAUCAAUGCAAAUCUUUGGUUGUGUCUCCUGAACGUUAGCGAACAUUGAUCUAACUCCUGUAGUCUCUGUUAGAGCUGAAGGGCCCCUCUGGGAAUUCCUCACCACAUAAGCCCUCAGAGAGGACGAAGAAUUCAUUGUUUUGAGCACAGCAGGUGAAGUCCACAGCUCGAACACGCCUGCAGUGUUUGUUUGUUUUUUUCUUUCCUCCUCUUGGUGUCCUCAUCAUCUUUUCUCUCUCAUCUCCAAAGUUGAGCCUUGUGGCAGAGCCGUCAUGCACCCGGGUGAAAAUGUGGCUCUCUGGCAGCUGCAGGCUUUGUCAUACUAAAGUUUUAAUUUCAGUGACUCCGGCACCACUCAAAGAAUUAAUCACAAACUGAUGUGACUGGACCAGCAUGGUGAAGGAGACGUGGACGUUGGUUGUGUAUUGUACAUAUGAAUUGCUGCUGCCUUCUUAUGAACUGUUGGUUCUGUGUCUGUGUUAAUGACUCCAAUGUUUACAUGAACCACUAAGUAUCAGGGACUUGAACAAGAUUACUUGAAUAUGAUGCCAUUGAAACAUACCAUAGCUUUUUAUUUAUAAUGACUCUUGUUUUUUUUCCCGUGUUCUUGAUUUUUUUUAAUUUCAUAUUUGUUUGAUAUAGUGUAGCUUUUUAUACCAGCUUAGAAACACACCAUUGAUUUAAUUAUAGUUUUCUUUGUACCUGUUCAUAGAAACUGUAUAUUCAGGCUCAGGUUUCAAGGCUGAAACUAGCAGCCUUCCCAUUAUUCUGUGCUAUUAUGCUUUAAAGCGGAUGCUAAUGCAGCAUCUGUAGGGGCUGGAAUAUUCCCUUUCUUCAUCACUGGACCAUACUCUGCUUACAAGUCAGUAACUGAAUGCAUGAAACGGUCUGUUUGCAUGGCGUGGUCACUGGUUUCACACACAAACAUCUGUAGUCAGUCGACUGUAAUUGCUUCCCAGACUUCUAAAGCUGUAAUGCCCAAUCUUCCACUUCCUGUUAAAGUAUAAACACAUCCAGAUUCCCUGUGUUGGUCACAUGGGUUGCCCACUGGUUAUCAUGGUGAUACCUUAAAUGGCCGUGGACCCCAAGUUCUGGGAUGUUGUUGACUGAAUUAGGGCUGCAACUAACGAUUAUUUUCAUUACUGAUUAAUCCAUUGAUUAUUUUCCUGAUUAAUCGUUUUGUCUAAAAAAAAAUAUAAUAAAAGACAGGGAAUAGUGGAAAAUGUCAGUUAUAUUUCCCACAACUCAAGGUGACGUAUUCAAAUUACAUCAAAUUAAAAUUAAAAUAGUUUUAUUUGACCAGCAGUCCAAAACCCAAAGAUAUUCAGUUCACUAUUAUUUAUUUUUGCUUGAAAAUUUACUAAAACGAUGACUUUUGAUGACUGAUCAAUUAAUCUGUCCACCAAUCAUUGCAGCUCUACUGUGGACCCCAACUCCUGAGAUGUGGACUGAACUGAAACCAAUAGCAGCUCAGUGUUGUGGAAAAUUGUGAGCUUCUUUUGGAGGAAUUUAUUAAUAACUUACUAUUUCUCACCUGAACCUCGAUUUGCGUGUAGUUUGAAAGUUCUGACUUCAAACUUAAAACUGUUCUGCUGUGGACGUUGGACAUCUUACCAUGUCGUGCCUUUGUCCUCAGCAUGUUGCUGUGCUUGAGCUGUGAACCUUAAAUUCAUAGUCAGACGUGCAUUUCUCGGAUAACACUACAUGAAGCCUUCUGAAACUGCAACACACAUAAAUCACCAAACCUAUUACAACUAGACAUCUGUUUGUUUCCCCCUUUCAGUGAUAUCAACUUUGUUUUAAUUUUUUAUGUACAGUUUUGUUAUAUAAAUAUUUUUUACAUUCCCUUUCAGUGUAUUUUAGUUAAAGCUUGUUGUGAUUAUCCUGUUGAAUGCUGUUGGUGUGAACUAGCUUUUCCCUUAUUUUUUUUUUUUUUUGGAGUUCAACUUGCUCUUUUCCUCAUAAUUCAUGAGCAACUUUUCACUGAGGUGUCAAAGGUGCAAUAUGUUGUUUUUCUGUUGAAACUGACCACAGCCAUCACUGUCUCGUGUACACCACUGGUUCAUCUUUUGUAACUUAUUUUUGAUAAUUGUGUGAUUUGACUUGCUGUAGCUUCCUCUAGAGGGCAGUGGGCUCUGAACACAAUGAAUAUGUUGCACAUUGCAGCCACCUCCUUUGAGUGAUAGAAAUUACUGAAUGCUUUUGUCUUUUAGCUAGAGAUUUACCAUUCCCUCCCGUGAAAGGUGCUGAUGUCACUCACACCAAACAACACUUGUCUAAUGUGAUAGUAACAAAAUGACACCACAAACUUCCAACUUAUAUUUUUGUAUUAUUUUGUACCAAUUUGUAGUUUUGGUUUAUGUGACACUGGAUGAUAGAAGGGAUUCUUUUAUCAUAAUGUGCCAUGGAAAAAUAAACUCACAAGUGAACUGAG
Messenger RNA from Siniperca chuatsi (mandarin fish), 4649 nucleotides. It is a transcript of the gene ccnjl, whose product is annotated as cyclin J-like. Gene Ontology annotation, biological process: regulation of cyclin-dependent protein serine/threonine kinase activity; mitotic cell cycle phase transition. Gene Ontology annotation, molecular function: cyclin-dependent protein serine/threonine kinase regulator activity. The coding region runs from base 326 to 1600 and encodes 424 amino acids. The transcript is spliced from 6 exons. Gene Ontology annotation, cellular component: cytoplasm; nucleus; cyclin-dependent protein kinase holoenzyme complex. Lineage: Eukaryota; Metazoa; Chordata; Actinopteri; Centrarchiformes; Sinipercidae. The record is from RefSeq and is a predicted model, not a curated record.